CCGUGAAACGACAUCGCAAGUGUCGGCCCCAAAUCAAUGUCCCAAAAUUUCCAGUGUUUUCUGCAGACCUAAAAUUCAGUCUUGAAGACUUGGCGUAAAUUGACGACAUACAUACAUACACAUCACAUGGCUCUGUGGUCGUCGUCAUCAUCAACAUCGUCACCAAAGGGGAUAGUGAUAACAGUGCCAGCGCUGGUUCUGGCGGCCUCAGUGGCCGCAAUCUUCUUCUUCUUCCUCUUGUUCUCUUUGUCGUUGUCGUGCUCUUGUGGUGGCCCCGACGCCGGCGGUGCUCCUGCUAUUGCUACCGGCGGCGAUGUAAGUGUAACACGUGCCGGCGAUGGUGGUGGUACACGUGUCAGCGUGUCAGAGGGUGGAGGAGAGUCAAUAUGGUCGUCGAAAGAGGAUGUGGAGUGGGUGAAGGGUCAGAUCCGAGUGAAUGGGUUGCAUAUGCAGGAUAACGUGUUGCGUAAAGGAAUUAACCCUCGUACCAGAGCUGAGCAGCUCCAAGAUCUCUUACAAUUCAAGGGUAUAUCUCACUAUGAAGGACCUGAAUCGGAAAACCACACCACCCUCCCAUGCCCUGGUGAGCUCCUUACUGAAGAGCACCACAGUAACUAUGGUGAGCCUUGGGCAGGUGGGCGAGAUGUUUUUGAGUUCCUCGCUCAGUCCACCCAUCUGAAGCCUGACUCACAUGUCCUUGAGAUUGGCUGUGGUACCCUCCGAGUUGGUUUGCAUUUCAUUCGCUAUCUUAAUGCUGGACACUUCCACUGUCUUGAAAGAGAUGAGCUAUCACUAAUGGCUGCCUUCAGAUAUGAGCUCCCUUCCCAAGGUCUUCUGCACAAGCGCCCUUUGAUUGUGAAAGGCGACAACAUGGACUUCAGCAGAUUUGGUUCAGAAGUUGUCUAUGACUUGAUCUAUGCUAGUGCAGUGUUUCUUCAUAUGCCUGAUAAGCUUGUCUGGGUUGGAUUAGAGAGAUUGACAAAUAAAUUGAAACCUUUUGAUGGGCGAAUCUUCGUGUCCCAUAAUAUUAAGUUCUGUUCGCGAUUGGGAGGAGACGAAUGUACAAAGCGGCUUAAGAGUUUGGGCCUGGAGUACAUUGGAAAGCAUACACAUGAUAGCUUGCUUUUUAAUCACUAUGAAAUCUGGUUUGAGUUUAGGCGGUCCAAGGCUUAGAGUGGCAGAAUUUAUUCAUUUUUUACUGUCUUUCGUCCUUAAUUUAGAUGCAGGAUGUGAAGCAGUGGGUGGCUGCAGUGCUCGUGUUGUAUUAGUUUGAUAACUUGGCCACCGUUUCUUUGUAUGUCAAGCCAUUGACCUCCUAUUGAUGAUUGUAUUUCUAAGAGUGGUAGAUCGGGGUUUACUUAUGGAUCAUCAGUUUGUGCAGGAGGCUGAGCCCUGCUCUGUAUUCUUGAAUAGAUAAAAGGGUAACUUGUAAGAUUCUGACAACACAUGAAUUUAUAUAAGCGAUUCAUUAUUUUCCA
Messenger RNA from Prunus mume (Japanese apricot), 1478 nucleotides. RefSeq names its product S-adenosyl-L-methionine-dependent methyltransferases superfamily protein. The record is from RefSeq and is a predicted model, not a curated record. Lineage: Eukaryota; Viridiplantae; Streptophyta; Magnoliopsida; Rosales; Rosaceae.